CCUGGUGGAGAAAAGAUGCAGCGGGGACCAGCAGCUUCCACUCUGGAGCGUAUGGCCGUGGAGUUCAGCAGACCAGCAAUGGCAGGAUACCAGCUCUGGUCACCAUGGACCCCUCUGGAUGAGAGCUUCCAAUGGCUGCGGCACACAACACCUACACCUUCUUCCAAGCACCCCUUUAGGGCUUCCCCCUGCUUCCCACACACCCCUUCUGACCUUGAAGUGCAGCUGUGCUUUCAAGAGGUCACUCUAGUCCUAGAUAGCCCAUUCCUGGAAGCUGGGGUGAGUCCCAAGUUACCCUGCCACACAUCAGAGCUCCGAACCAUAAACAACAAGAAAGGGCUGGUCAGGAAGCCCCAGCCUGUCCGCCUCAGUGGAGUGGAUUCGGUCUUUGGCAGGGUCAUCACGGCUCAGCCUCCAAAGUGGACUGGGACCUUCAGAGUUUCAGACAAGUCAGCCUUUUGCAAAAUCAUCAGCCGGGAGCACCAGUGGCCCACUGGACUUAAGGAACCUCAGAUUCAGAUGACAGUGACCAUGUGCAAACAGAUGCUGCGCUCUAUUCUCUUGCUGUAUGCAACAUACAAGAAGUGUACCUUUGCCUUGCAACACUCCAAGUAAAGGGCCCCCCACCUGAUUCCUGUUCCUCACACCAUUCCCUUUGCUAUGUGCCUGAAGCUUGCAGAAACCUGUCCAUGUAAAGGAAACUGACAUUGCCCCAACCAUCUUGCUUUUCUGUAAAGCAGUGAAAAUUCAGGAGACUCUUUCCUCCCUUCCCCUCCAAAAAAGGGCCAGUGACAGAGCAAGGAAGAACAAUUUCCAUUGAAAUGUUGAACAACCAUUUAAAAGAGAGUCAAAUUAGCAUUGACAUGUACAUGUGAUAAAGAACCAUUAAACAAACCAUAUA
This is a messenger RNA of Myotis brandtii (Brandt's bat), 901 nucleotides long. RefSeq names its product FANCD2 opposite strand (gene FANCD2OS). The transcript has 2 exons. The record is from RefSeq and is a predicted model, not a curated record. Lineage: Eukaryota; Metazoa; Chordata; Mammalia; Chiroptera; Vespertilionidae. Bases 16 to 615 code for a protein of 199 amino acids.